Molecule: messenger RNA, 240 nt
Organism: Eimeria necatrix
Lineage: Eukaryota; Apicomplexa; Conoidasida; Eucoccidiorida; Eimeriidae
Exons: 1
Coding region: 1-240 (79 amino acids)
Source: RefSeq, a predicted model, not a curated record
AUGUGCGGCAGGCCCUUCGUGCUGCAGCAGCAGCAGCAGCAGCAGCAGCAGGAGUGCAGCAGCAGCAGCAGGAGUGCAGGAGGAGCAGCAGGAGCAGCAGGAGCAAGAGGGCAGCAGGAGCAGCAGCGGGAGAACCAGCAGCAGGAGUGCAGCAGGAGCAGCAGCAGCGACAGGAGUGCAGCAGGAGCAGCAGCAGCCACUGGAGUGCAGCAGCAGCACGAGCAGCAGCAGCAGGAGUAG